AAGAUGCGUUGUGAAAUAGAAGCUGCUGUGACCUUCCUUGUAAAGGUUCUUGCUUUGAAGAAGAAUCUGAAGCCCAGCCAGCUAGCUGUUUUAGGAGAGAAUAUGAUCAUCCAAUUGAAUCACAAAUAUACGGGACAUUGGUACCCAGAUAAGCCUCUCAGAGGCCAAGCAUACAGGUGUAUCCGUAUCAAUCCCUGGCAGUAUGUAGACGAUGCCUUGCUGCAGGCUUGUGUACGAAGUAAUAUAGAAUACUCAAAACUUGGCCUUCCAGAAGAGAUGACUCUUUGGAUUGAUCCGUAUGAGGUCUCUGGCAGGUUUGGUGAGCACACAGAUUACUUCACAAUAGCUACAUUCAAAAGGGAGGUAAUAGUCCCAGAACAAAUGAAAAGUUGUAGAGAACCAACUUCUGAUUACUCUUCAGAGGGACUUUCUUCUGAAUCUGUUUCCGAGAACUCUUCGGAUGAGGAGAGCCCUACAGAGAAACCUAACUUCUCCAAAGAUCAGAAUAAUCUCUCAAACUAUGACUCUGGCGCUCCACAGACACCGGAGAUCUCAAGCACGCUAUUUCCAGUUAGUGGGUCAGUUGAUGAUUUGAAGGUGAGGUGGCAGUAGCUGCAUGGUGUAAUAUGGCAAAGCUCAAUCAAGGAAAGAGGGAGACACCAGGAAUUUUGGGACUGAUGUAUACAUGGGAAAUAAUACCCACAAAAGCAUCAACACAUGGCCUAGAAAAAGGAUCAUCUAGAAAAACCAUAUCUAAGUACAUCACCUAAAAUAUU
Bombina bombina (fire-bellied toad) is the source of this 776-nucleotide messenger RNA. RefSeq names its product protein BTG3-like. NCBI's taxonomy places the organism in Eukaryota, Metazoa, Chordata, Amphibia, Anura, Bombinatoridae. The record is from RefSeq and is a predicted model, not a curated record. Gene Ontology annotation, biological process: negative regulation of cell population proliferation; negative regulation of mitotic cell cycle. Bases 4 to 612 code for a protein of 202 amino acids. The transcript has 3 exons. Gene Ontology annotation, cellular component: cytoplasm; nucleus.